UGAGAAAUUAACUAGGGCCCUCUACUGGCAAACAAACUCAACGAAACGAGCAUCGAAAUCCGAAACAAAGAAUGGAUCGGUACCAGAGAGUGGAGAAGCCGAAAGCCGAAACACCGAUUAACGAGAAUGAGAUUCGCAUUACAACGCAAGGACGGAUGAGGAACUACAUUACUUACGCCACCACUCUCCUUCAGGAGAAAGGAUCUGAUGAAAUUGCUCUUAAAGCCAUGGGGAGAGCCAUAAACAAGACUGUGAUGAUUGCUGAAUUGAUUAAGAGAAGGAUUGUGGGUCUGCAUCAGAACACCGCCAUUGGUUCUACGGAUAUAACGGAUAUGUGGGAGCCACUAGAAGAGGGUCUUCUUCCCCUGGAAACUACUCGCCAUGUAUCAGUGGUAACAAUUACUUUGUCCAAGAAGGAGCUGGAUACAUCCUCUACCGGGUAUCAACUGCCUAUUCCAGCAGAGCAGGUCAAACCAUGGGUUGAACAUGAUGAUGAUGGAGAGGGCUCUCCAAACAUGGCGGGUAAAGGACGUGGCGGUCAAGGAAGGGGUAGAGUUAAUAAUAGUAAUGGAGUAUUGGAAUCCAAUGGAGAUGGUGGCUGGGAUGGUGGCCGGUAUGCUGGAAGGGGUAGAGGUCGUGGAAGAAGCCGCAAUUUCCGUGGCCGUGGAAGAGGUUAUGGUGGUGGGAAUAUGCGACAAGGAUCAGGUGGUUAUUAUAAUGACUAUGGGGGAGGUUUCGCUCCUGCUCAAGGCCGUGGGCGAGGGCGUGGACGAGGCAGGGCCAGAGGCCGUGGACGUGGUCAGGGUUUCAGAUCUGAUGGGCCAAUCCCAGCAGCUGCUUGAGUUCCGGACUUUGAGGUAUAGAUUUCGGUCUAGGUUGCAGAAAGUUGUGGAUGCCUGCUCUGCUGAUUGUCUUAUUUUUCUAGGAGGGACAAAAGGUAAAGAAAAAAAAAUGGCUUCUGCUAGUGAGUUUUUAGGAUAAUUAGUAACCAGUAAGCUAUCUCAUUGUAUGUGGUAGCGGUGUUUUUGUAGUUUGAAGAUAGGGAUAAGUUUUACUUGUGUUGCUGACAAAGAAACUUGAAAGUUGUACACUUUUCCAUUUAGGAAAUAAUAGAGCAGUACAUUCUUUUAUUUUUAUUCCAA
Messenger RNA from Pistacia vera, 1142 nucleotides. RefSeq names its product ribonuclease P protein subunit p25-like protein. NCBI's taxonomy places the organism in Eukaryota, Viridiplantae, Streptophyta, Magnoliopsida, Sapindales, Anacardiaceae. The transcript has 9 exons. The record is from RefSeq and is a predicted model, not a curated record. Gene Ontology annotation, molecular function: RNA binding. The coding region runs from base 72 to 842 and encodes 256 amino acids.